Molecule: messenger RNA, 1374 nt
Organism: Rotaria sp. Silwood1
Lineage: Eukaryota; Metazoa; Rotifera; Eurotatoria; Philodinida; Philodinidae
Source: the annotation of a GenBank genome assembly
AUGCAUUCGAUACGUAUUGAACAUGUAGCAGAUUUUUUUGACGCAAAUUCGGUAACACAAUUCAAUGAAAAUUAUGAAGAUUGGGAAAAAAUUAUUGAUCAGUUGCUCUCUCAAUCACCUAAUUUCGAAAUUUUUGGAACAAAUAAUUCAUUUAAUAAUAUCGAACAACAUAAUGAAAAAUCGAUUGAUUUUUCAACGCAUCCACUAUUGGCUCCAGAAUUAAUCAAAGCUCAACUUGAAUGUACAAUAGUAUUCAAAGGUCCUGAUGGAAAUUUCUAUAUUGCUCCUUAUGCAUUCGUUCGUGAAAAUGAUACAGGUCUUGAAAUCAAAAAUUCUGCUAUUUUUGAUAUGGCAAAAGAUGCGAUUAAUGAAAACGAUCUUUUUUUUUUGAAAAUGGUUAUUUGCAAAUUAAAAAAUAUCAUGUUCGAAUGUGAUAGUAGAGAAAAAAAUAAAAUAUGUCAAAUAAAACGAUUUCCUUGCGGUACUAUCGUGAAAGUUGAUCAUGAACAAUUGUCAUCAUGGGGGAUAAAUCAGCAGAGAAAUAGUAUGAAUAGACAUGCUAAGCAUGUAACACCUACGAAAUUGGCCAAACAUCUUAAAAUAUAUACUGCAUAUCUUGUUUUUCGUCGAAUUAACUGGGAUCCUGAUGAAAAACAAUAUGUACCGGAACAAGAAAUCUUGUUCUGUUCGAAUGCAUUUACACCGCUGGACGGUUCACAUCGACCGGACCAAUACGAUUACAGUCCAAAUGAAAUACAAAUUAAACAAUCGACACUUUUACCAGCUUCAUCGCGUCAAAAUACUAAUGAAUAUGAUCUUCAAGUAUCAUAUAGUAUUCAAGAAAUGUAUAAGUGUACAGGAUUGAAAAAUAAAUAUUUCAUAAUUAAAAUACUUACUGGCAAUGAAAAAAAGUCAAAUAUUCAUCCAAAUUAUAAGUUAAUGGAUGGUCAAGGACCGGUUGAUUCAUUAUUUAUUCCUGUAAAUGAAUAUAAUUCGACUUUAAUGUUGAAAAUUACUAAAUGUACCGUUGAAGAAUGGGAAACUGAUUCUACAUUAAAUCCGACUGUACCAGUUUCAUCUGCUAAUAUUGCAACAGUUUCUAUGGCAACAGUCUAUAAUACAAGUAUGAAUAGUCUUCGUGUACAGUUACAACUAUGUGAUUACUCAAACAAUGUUCGUGUUCCAUAUCCAAAAUCAAUUGCUGUAUCUAAUCAAAUGAUUGAUGGCAAGUAUUGUUGUUUAAAUUACAAGACUCUUUCGUCACCGGAAAAUGAUCAUUCAACAGAUGACAGUUCAACAGAUGAGUUUCUUGAUGAAUCAUUAACAAAUGUGAAACGUUCAUAUGUAAAAAAAGCUGGUGAACGAACUGGGUGA